GACUGGGGCUGUAAGGACCUGGCUACCCCAGAGCAGUGGUUCUUGUGCCUCUCUGCCCUUCCGGAGCAGUCCAGACCAGGGUGUUGGCCAUGUCCCAGCUGGUGGAGUGUGUCCCCAACUUCUCAGAGGGGAACAACAAGGAGGUGAUUGACGCCAUCUCAGGGGCCAUUGCACAGACCCCGGGCUGUGUACUCUUGGAUGUAGAUGCAGGCCCGUCCACCAACCGCACUGUCUACACCUUCGUGGGGCAGCCAGAGUGUGUGGUCAGCGGUGCACUCAAUGCUGCCCGAGCAGCCUGGGGACUUAUCAACAUGAGCCAGCACCGAGGGGAGCACCCUCGCAUGGGUGCCCUGGACGUCUGCCCCUUCAUCCCAGUGAGGGGCGUCAGCAUGGAGGACUGUGUGCUCUGUGCCCAGGCUUUUGGCCAGCGGCUGGCAGAGGAGCUCAGCGUACCAGUGUACCUGUACGGUGAGGCAGCACAGAUGGCCAGCCGCCGCAGCCUGCCAGCCAUCCGAGCAGGAGAGUACGAGGCGCUGCCUGAGAAGCUCAAGCGGGCCGAGUGGGCCCCCGACUUUGGCCCUAGCACCUUUGUCCCCAGCUGGGGGGCCACCGUCACAGGGGCGCGGAAGUUCCUUAUCGCCUUCAAUGUCAACCUGCUGGGCACCAAGGAGCAGGCCCACCGCAUUGCCCUCAACCUUCGGGAGCAGGGCCGAGGGAAGGACCAGCCGGGCCGUCUGAAGAAGGUGCAGGGCAUUGGCUGGUACCUGGAGGAGAAGAAACUGGCACAGGUGUCCACGAACCUCUUGGACUUUGAGGUCACAGCACUGCACACAGUCUACGAGGAGACCUGCAGGGAAGCACAGGAGCUGAGCCUUCCCGUAGUGGGCUCGCAGCUGGUGGGCCUGGUGCCCCUGCAGGCCCUGCUGGACGCCGCAGCCUUCUACUGCCACAGGGAGAACCUGUUUGUGCUGGAGGAGGAGCACCGGAUCAGGCUGGUGGUGAGCAGGCUGGGCCUGGACUCCCUGGCUCCCUUCAACCCCAAGGAGCGGGUCGUUGAGUAUUUGGUCCCCGAUGAUCCAGAGCAGCGCCUGUUGGACUUGUCCCUACGAGACUUUGUCCGUGAGGUGGGCGCCCGCUCAGCAGCCCCUGGUGGUGGCUCAGUGGCUGCGGCUGCUGGUGCCAUGGUGAGCAUGGGGGAAGCCAAGGGGGCCCCAAAGAGCGGAAGCCCGAGCCAUCCCCCGGGAGGGUGCCCACACAGCUCUUCCCAGGGCGCGGCGCUGGCCUGUAUGGCCGGCCAGAUGACCUAUGGGCGGCGCCGCUUCGAACACCUGGAUGGGGCCAUGCGGCGGCUGAUCCCACCCUUCCACAAGGCAGCGGCCCAGCUGGCCUCACUGGUAGAUGCUGAUGCCCAGGCCUUCACUGCCUGCCUGGAGGUGAUAAAGCUGCCCAGGAACACACCUGAGGAGGGUAACAGACAUGCAGCUGCCCUGCAGGAGAGGCUGAGGCAGGCGGUUGAAGUGCCCCUGGCGCUGGCAGAGACAGUGUCCCCACUGUGGCCAGUGCUACAGGAGCUGGCCCUCUGUGGGAACCUGGCCUGCCUGUCGGACCUGCAGGUAGCGGCCAAAGCCUUGGAGAUGAGCGUGUUUGGUGCGUACUUCAAUGUGCUAACCAACCUGCGGGACAUGGUUGACGAGGCGUUCAAGGAGCAGAUUCACCAGCGCAUCUCCAGCCUCCUGCAGGAAGCAAAGACCCAGGCCAUGCAGGUGCUGAACAGCCUAGAGGCCCGGCGGGAGUGCUGGCCAGCGGGACCUUCUUGUCCAGUGAGGCCCCUCAGUCCCCUUCAGAUGGGGGCUCCACACAUAGCUUGCUCCCUGGGGGCACAGGGUGUGGAUGGAGGACAGGUGGGUCUUGGGGCAGGGCCUGCCUAUUUCCCUCAAUCACCUGUGGUCCCCAAUAAAGUCUGAACAUCCAGUGUG
Fukomys damarensis (Damara mole-rat) is the source of this 1976-nucleotide messenger RNA. It is a transcript of the gene Ftcd, whose product is annotated as formimidoyltransferase cyclodeaminase. Gene Ontology annotation, molecular function: folic acid binding; transferase activity. The record is from RefSeq and is a predicted model, not a curated record. Bases 90 to 1964 code for a protein of 624 amino acids. NCBI's taxonomy places the organism in Eukaryota, Metazoa, Chordata, Mammalia, Rodentia, Bathyergidae. The transcript is spliced from 13 exons.